Molecule: messenger RNA, 3313 nt
Organism: Clupea harengus (Atlantic herring)
Lineage: Eukaryota; Metazoa; Chordata; Actinopteri; Clupeiformes; Clupeidae
Gene: crot
Product: carnitine O-octanoyltransferase
Cellular component (GO): peroxisome
Molecular function (GO): carnitine O-octanoyltransferase activity
Source: RefSeq, a predicted model, not a curated record
GUGCAUGUAUUUGGUCAAAGGCGUUAAUUUGGGCAUUUGUGAGAGUCAAUUGACACCGUAAACAUAAGAAUAGCGGGGAUCAAAAAGUGACGACUAGCUUGACGCCGGUGAGUCUCAGAGGCUGCAUCUGGUAUGACUUUAUUUGUGUGCACACCGCUCACUUUCCCUGCAUAACAAAUCAGUCGAACACAACAAAAAAAGAAGCUUUAAGGCAGCAGACUUUAAGGCAGUAUAACUUCGAACUAAGGAACUAUUUUCGGAACCAGCAGAGGAUGGACAAUCAAGUGUUCGAAUCCACGGCUGAACGCACGUUUCAGUUUCAGAAUACCCUGCCUCCGCUCCCUGUGCCUUCGCUGGAGGGAUCGCUAACCAAAUACCUGGACGCAGUGAGACCUUUCACAACUGAAGAAGAGUUCCAGAAAACUGCAGCCAUAGUGAAGCGGUUUGGUGAGGGUGUUGGUCGCGAACUACAUCAGAGACUGCUUCAAAGAGCCAAGAGUCGGCGGAACUGGCUGGAAGACUGGUGGCUGAACUCGGCGUACCUGGAGCUACGCAUGCCCUCCCAGCUCCAUGUGAACUUCGGGGGUCCGGCGCCCUACCUGGAGCACUGCUGGCCCCCCUGUGAGGGUACUCAGCUGGAGCGCUCCAGCAUCAGUCUCUGGCACAACCUGCAGUACUGGGACCUUAUUCGCACAGAAAGGCUAGCUAUCCACAAGUCGGGCAGCACGGCCUUCGACAUGGAUCAGUUCCGCAUGCUCUUCAAUACAUGCAAGGUGCCGGGCAUCACCAAGGAUACGAUUGUCAACUACUUCCGAACAGAGAGUGAGGGUCCAUGCCCUUCACAUUUAGUGGUGAUGUGUCGCGGGAGGUUUUUCACUUUUGAUGUUCUGUGCGAUGGUCAUAUCCUCACCCCACCCGAACUCCUGAGGCAGCUCACCCACAUAAAGCAGAGCUGUGAGGGAGGGCCGGCCGGGGAGGGCGUGUCCGCUCUCACCACGGAGGAGAGGACCCGCUGGGCCAAGACAAGAGAGCACCUGAUAUCAUUGGAUCCAGCCAAUGAGAGUAUCCUGGAGGUCAUUCAGAGCAGUAUGUUCAUCGUUUCCCUGGACGACUCCAAGCCUUAUGCUACACGUGACGACUAUUCACCGAUCACAGUGCAGGCUCUGAUUGGUGACCCCACCAUCCGCUGGGGUGAUAAAUCCUACAAUUACCUCUGCUUUGCUGACGGCACCUUCGGAUCCAACUGUGAUCAUGCCCCCUAUGACGCCAUGAUCCUCAUCUCCCUCUGCUUCUACACGGACCAGAAGCUGAAGGCCUCUAACGGCAAAUGGAAGGGUUCAGAGGUCGUCCGAGAGCUGCCGCUCCCUGAGGAGCUGGUGUUCACCGUAGAUGACCGCAUCAGACAAGACAUCCGCCUCGCCAAGGAGCAGUACUACAACACAACUCAGGAUCUGCAAGCUGUGACCUACGCAUUCACCUCAUUUGGCAAAGCAGCCAUCAAGAAGAGGAAACUCCACCCAGACACGUUUGUCCAGCUGGCCCUGCAGCUCGCCUACUACAGACUCCACCACAAGGUGGGGUGUUGCUAUGAGACAGCCACCACGCGGAGGUUCUAUCACGGCCGCACAGAGACCAUGAGGCCCAGCACCACGGAGGCGCAGAGCUGGUGUCGGAUCAUGCUGGACCCUACAGCAAAUGCAGAGGCAAAGAGAGGAGCACUGCAGAAAGCAGCUAACAAACACAACAAGCUCAUGGCAGAGGCCCAGAAUGGGAAGGGUUUUGACAGACACCUGAUGGGCCUGGGUCUGAUCGCCAAGGAGGAGGGACUUCCUGUCCCAGAGUUGUUCAAUGAUCCUGUGUUCGCCAGGAGUGGCGGAGGUGGAAACUUUGUUCUCUCUACCAGUCUGGUGGGUUACACCACAGUGCUCGGGGCUGUGGCCCCCAUGGUGCCCCACGGCUAUGGAUGUUUCUAUCAAAUCCGUGACGACAGGAUUGUGGCGUCGUGCACCGCCUGGAAGUCCUGCGCGGAGACGAACGCAGAGACUCUCUUCCACAGCCUCUCCACCUGCCUGCACGAGAUGCUGCAGCUCAGCACCCCAUCUCAGCUCUAGAGUGCCAACAGCGCUGGAGGUAUUCUGCUCCGUACGCAGGUUACACCAGUCAGCCGUCACGUGUCUUCCCCACACAGCUUUUUACACACGGACAUUGUGACAUACAUUUCAUACCACACAAUUAUAACCAUAUAGGCUACAUAGCAUCACUUUGGUGCUUACAACAGCAGACUAUAGCCGAAAUACAGAGAGGAACUUGACGGCAAGUUCUUCUGUUUUGAACCGUCUCUGCACCGAUUCUGGCACAAUGCAAUGUCCACCAAAACUAAUCUGUAAUCUCUUCCCAAGUGCUGCUUAUUUGAUCCACUACUCUAUAUGCAGCAGGUAAACCCUGCAAGCUCUUAUCUGGGUCUUCCUGUGGUUACAUGCAGUGCAGUGGCACCUUCUUGAUCAUUUCAGUGUAUGCACACAUCAAUGCAAUGCGCAAGCAACAGACACACAACUGACUACUUACUACUAACUCAACUAAAGGACGAUGCAUUCGUCGAUGUUAUAUUCACGUUCUGUUUCUUUUGCACUAAACAACUGUUCUUCAAUUGUUUUUUUUCCUUCCAAAGAAUGAUUUAUUUUUUUCGUAGAUAUUUUGUACAAUUGCUUUGAUUUUUAAUGUAACGGUAUUUACACCUAAAAGUAUUAAUUGAGCUAAUCUAGCCUUUCCAGCACUUGAAUGAAAAUGAAUGUUAAGGGCUAUAUCUGAAAAUUUCAGCAAAUCUUUUUCUCAGUUUUCCCCCCCGGACAUUAGCCACUUUGCAAUGUAAUGCAAACCUGAAUGGCAUUAUAAGAAGUACUGAAUGAUCUGACCAGUCCACAUAAAGUAUACUCCAUUGAUAAAGUCUAGCAACCUAGACGUGUACUAUAUUUGAAGAUGAAGGCUGGAUGGUCUGUAGCAGGGUUUUGCAAAAGCAGGCAGUGUUAGGAAUUGUGUCAACGUUAAUGAAUAAAUAAAUAAAUAACAAUAUUGUAGGAAAAGAAUAUGCAUUUUAAUUAUUAUCUCAGUGAGUGUGGAUGUAAUGUUUAUGUGAGAUUUUAUGUUUUGAUUUCAGAUCUACAGGACCUGACCUGUAAAUAAUGACAUGUAUGUAUAGCAAUGAAAGGUAGUUGAUAGGAACCCGUGACCUUGGUGUAUAUAAUUCCAGUUGUAGUGAAUGCUGUGCUUGAAUGGUUGAUAAUGCACAGAGUUUUAAUAAACAAAUAAAUUCGUC